CUCAGCCCCCUUUCACAACAGCAGAGGCACUUUUAUUUAACUGCAACAUAGUACUACCUCCAACAAAGCAUUACUCACUCAUUCACUCAUAUGGUGUUUAUAUAGAGCGUGCAGACUGUUGCUCUCACAGUCUCUGUUUAGCUGGUGGUUAAAAUACACCAAGGAAACAAGCCAAGAGAUUGCUCAGCAUUAACUGCAGGUCCCUACAUACUGAGCUACGUGUUGCUGAACAACCCAGACAUGACAAUGCUGAAGAUAUUGGUCGGAGUUUUACUUUGCUUGUCCUCCGUGGUGUUGGGACAAUAUGAUGACGGCUUUCUUCAGGUUGAUUAUGAAAAUCUGUCUUACAAUGACAUUUCCGACCCCGAAGAAGCUACUCCGACUCCCUGCAAGUCCACAGAGCUCACAAAAUGGGACAAACUUUUUUCUAUGCUGGAGAACUCACAAAUGAGAGAAAACAUUCUCCUCCAAUAUGUGGACGAGAUCAUUAAGGUGGAGCUCCAGAGCAUUCGUGAUGAAAUGCAUCAGUUUGUGGCUAACUUUGCUGGAACUUGCACUAAUGCCAUUGACAGUGCCAGCACACGCAUAACCUCGCAACUGGAUGGCAAGUUAAUGCAAAUCGCAGAGAGGAUUGGGGAUACCAACACCGUGCAUCAAUCCCAGCAUUACAAGGUCCUGGAACAGCUGCUUAUGGCCAGCCAGGACACAGCGUACAGACUCAGCAAAAUUGAGAGCGCCUGGCAGAAUGGAGCGGAAGCACAGGGUCUGCAUUCAGAGAUCAAGCAGCAGGAUGUCUCUGUCUAUACAGGGUUAGAAAAGGUUAUGGAUUCCAUGGCUUACGAUCUUCAGAAAACCAGAGCUGAACUACAGCUCUCCCAGAAAUGGGUUGCUCAGCACUUCCUGCCUUCAGGGUGCGAAGUGGCUCUGUUAUUUCCAAUGCGCUCCAGGAAGAUUUUCGCCAGUGUCAACCCCGCUGCAUCCAUGACACUUGAUUCGUUCACAGCAUGCAUCUGGUCCAAGGUCACAGAUGCUCUCAACAAAACGGUUCUUUUCUCUUACGGGACCAAGAGAAACCCUUAUGAAAUUCAACUCAGUCUCAGUCAGCAAUCAGCAGUCCUCUCUGUGGGAGGUGACACGUACUCAACUGUUGCGGCAAAUGCAGCCACCGUCGGAGAGUGGGCCCACUUCUGCGGCACAUGGAGCUCAAACGAAGGCAAUGCUUCUCUUUGGGUAAACGGAGAGCUUGCAGCUACCUCCACAGGAGUGGCAGAAGGCCAUCCAAUCCCAGAUGGAGGGAUCUUACAGCUAGGCCAAGAGAAAAAUGGCUGCUGUGUGGGAGGUUUUGAUGAAAAGCUGGCGUUCUCUGGGAAGCUGACUGGAUUCAAUAUCUGGGACAAGGUUCUGGAUAAAGAGCAGAUAGCUCACUUAGCUAAAGGGGAGGGUUCGUGUAGUACUAGGGGAAAUGUGGUUGGUUGGGGUGUUACAGAAAUUCUACCACAUGGCGGUGCUCAGUAUAUUCACUAAUAUGUAUCUAUGGACAGCAUAGAGCACCCUACGCGCUGUAUUCAUAAUACACGUGCGUGCCAGUGCUAAACGCUUUAUGAAUAUGUCAUUUAUUGAUUGAAAAAUUACCAAAUGAUAGGACUUGGAAGAGCAACUUGAAAUAUAUGUGAAAUAUCAGAGCUACAUAUUCUUCUUGUGUAAUUCAUUAAGUAUAAUUUCAUUUUUCAGAUAUCCAUUCCUGGUGACUCUUUAAAACUCAAAAGUUGAAAGCACCCUUCCGGCCUAAAUAACUCUCAGAAUCACGUCGAAGCUGUAAGUACAGGUGGCACACCAGAGUGUAACCAUUAACCUGUCCCCCCCGUCCCUCCCCCCCCGAUGCCCCCCCCGCCCGCUACAACACUUCAUCUAGUGGAUAUACUGUAAGAUACACAUCAGUAAGAAAUACCACAUAAAAAGAUUGUGGUAUUUCAUGCAGAAUGCUUAGUUAUUGAGACUACAGGACUGGAUUAAACUGCUGUUAUCUAAAAAGUUACAUGGAUGGGGUCACUGAAAUAGAAAAUGGUAUAAAAUGAAUCUAAAAAAAAACAAGAAGAAUACAUUAGUUAAGAUAACUGACACUUAAUACACACACCAAGUUAUUUUUUAAAGGAAGUUUAUAAUAUCCGUUUACAAAGUGCAGUUCCUUUACUUCCGAACACAGCAAAUGCCAGCUGUUCAGGUGCCAAAUCAUGUCAUAUAACACCUAAACUCAGUAACAGGUCUACAGCAUGUUGUCUAGCCUGAGUUUAUUAAAAAGAGAAGCUUUUUUUGUCUACAAAGAAGUUAUUCAUUGGUAUUGUAUAAUUAUUAAUUCCUAAAUCAUAUUUAACAGAAAUGUUCAAGUUUUGUUUACAUUUCAAGAGGGAGCUGGGUAUUAAAACCCCUUAUUGCUAAACUGCAAAUGUGUCUCUCAGAUUCUGCUCUGCUAAUCUGACUGGAGAGCGCUUUAUCGUGAGUCUUAGAUGUGAACAAAUGCAAUGCAAGUUGCUAAAUGCUCAAUAUUAUUGUCUUAAAUUCUAUUUUGUUUGGUUUUUUAAGCUGGAAAAUUUUUUUCAGAUGUAUUAUAAAAAUAAAAAAUAAAAGUUUACAAGUUAAAAACAUCUUUCAGUUUUGAAUCUAUAGAGAGUACAUGUGUUAUAUUGUUAUAUUGUAAAUUCUGCUUUUAGCCAACAUUAUGAUAUGAAAGUGAAUGUAUUUUAUAUUUGUGUCCCAUAAAUAAAAAUAAAGUAAUUCAAAACA
Messenger RNA from Acipenser ruthenus (sterlet), 2781 nucleotides. Its product is annotated as pentraxin-related protein PTX3-like. Gene Ontology annotation, biological process: innate immune response. Lineage: Eukaryota; Metazoa; Chordata; Actinopteri; Acipenseriformes; Acipenseridae. The transcript is spliced from 3 exons. The record is from RefSeq and is a predicted model, not a curated record. Bases 241 to 1524 code for a protein of 427 amino acids. Gene Ontology annotation, molecular function: complement component C1q complex binding.